AUGCCUGCCGUCGACAUUAUGGAGUCUACACCAGCUACUACAGCCAAAGAAACCUCCAAAUCCAUCGGCGUUCUGGAGGAGCUGAUCAAGAACUUGACCAUAUCCAAAAGCCAGGAUGAAGCCAAUACAGCUGCUACCAACGUUGCCACACUGCUUCACGGUCCUAUCGAAGAGCAAUCAUUACCAGCAAAGGCUGUCGAGUCGUUGAGAAAGCAGCUCAAUAACAAGAAAGAUGCUCUUGCUAGAGAACGAGCUCUUAACGGCAUCACUGCUAUAGCAUCCCACUCCGCCAUUUCGCCUGCCUUCGAACCCUACCUCAUAUCUCUACUCCCUUCCACUUUGGCCGCUGUUGGUGACAAGAUGGUCUCGGUAAAAAAUGCCGCACAGUCAGCUGCUGUUGCCAUCGCCAGGGCCAUCAAUCCCAAUGCCAUUAAAGCCGCCCUUCCGUCAAUUCUGAAGUCCAUUGAGGCUGCGCAGAAGUGGCCUGAGAAAAUCGCAGCACUCGACUGCAUCGAUGCACUGGUCGAAAAUGCACCCGCACAACUCUCGUUCCGUGUUCCGGAUCUCAUCCCAGUCAUCUCUGCCGCCAUGUGGGAUACCAAAGCUGAGGUCAAGAAGCGUGCAUAUGCCGCUAUGGAGAAGACCUGUGGUCUCAUCGUGAACAAAGAUAUCGAGAAGUUCAUUCCAGAGCUGAUCAAAUGUAUCGCCAAACCGGAAAACGUGCCUGAGACUGUUCACCUGCUUGGUGCUACCACCUUCGUAACUGACGUUCACGAGCCAACUCUAGCCAUCAUGGUUCCUCUUCUCGACCGUGGUUUGAAAACUAAUGACACCGUCAUCAAGCGAAAGUCUGCUGUCAUUGUCGACAACAUGUGCAAGCUGGUCGAAGAUCCCCAGAUUGUCGCUGCUUUCAUUCCCCUGCUUCGGCCUAAUCUUGUUAAGAAUUAUGAAACAAUUGCCGAUCCAGAGGCCCGAGAGAAGACCAAGCAAGGUCUUGAAACUCUUGAUCGCGUCGGUGAUGUCAAGAACGGCGAAGGACACAAGGUUUCCAAAGCAGGUGACAUUGCCACCGUCUCUGCUAUCUUGAAAUCGAUUCUUGAAUCGAAGCAUAAGGCCGAGAUCGCCAAACACGAGCCUGCAAUUGAAUACGUCUCAGCCAUUGCUAGUCAACUGAUCGACGAGAAAGUUACUGAUCUCGCCAGCUGGAUUGACAGCACUCUCAACUAUAUCACAAUUAUUGUGGGUGAGAAAGAUGCUCGAGCCGUGGCAGAGACUCUUCGCAAGCGCGCCUCCCCAGGUGCUGUUGACGAGGCUGAAGAGGAGGAGGAUGACGAGGAGGGCGAAGAUCUUUGCAACUGCACGUUCAACUUGGCUUAUGGUGCUAAGAUUCUUCUCAAUCAGACUCAUCUCCGUCUCAAGCGUGGCCAGCGGUACGGUCUUCUCGGACCCAACGGCUCCGGUAAAUCUACGCUCAUGCGCGCCAUCAAUAAUGAACAAGUCGAGGGCUUUCCCAAAAAGUCUGAGGUCAAGACCGUAUUCGUCGAGCACGAUCUCGAUUCUGCUGAUACUGAACAAACUGUUAUUGGCUGGACGGAGAAGAAACUCCGCGACGUUGGUGUCCAGACAUCCGUUGAAGACAUUCGCUCCAAGCUUACAGAGUUCGGUUUCCUUGAGGAGCAGUUCGAGGGACCCAUUACUUCUCUCUCUGGUGGCUGGAAGAUGAAGCUUGCGCUCGCUCGCGCUGUCUUUGAAGAGCCCGAUAUCCUCUUGCUUGAUGAGCCUACCAACCAUCUGGACGUCAAGAAUGUCCAUUGGCUCGAGCAGUAUCUUAUCAACUCACCUUGUACAUCGAUUAUUGUCUCGCACGACAGCAAGUUCUUGAACAAUGUCAUCCAACACGUCGUCCACUACGAGCGUUUCAAAUUGCACCGCUACCGAGGCAAUCUCAAUGCAUUCGUUCAAAAGGUGCCAUCUGCCAAAUCCUACUAUGAGCUUAGCGCGUCUGAGAUGGAAUUCAAGUUCCCAGAGCCUGGUUUUCUCGAGGGUGUCAAGACCAAGGCCAAGGCAAUUGUCCGUGUCAACCGUAUGGAGUUUCAAUACCCUGGUACCAGCAAACCACAAAUCUCGGACAUCACUUUCCAAUGCUCGCUCGGCUCUCGUAUCGCUGUCAUUGGUCCCAAUGGUGCUGGCAAGUCUACUCUUGUCAACGUCUUGACUGGCGAAUUGAUCCCCACUGCUGGUGACGUUUAUCAGCAUGAGAACAUUCGCAUUGCCUACAUCAAGCAGCAUGCCUUCGCUCACAUUGAUCAUCAUUUGGACAAGACACCGUCUGAGUAUAUUCAAUGGCGAUUCCAGACUGGUGAGGAUCGUGAGACUAUGGACCGAGCCAACAAAAUCGUUACGUCGGAUGAUGAGAAAGCCAUGGACAAGAUCUACAAAAUCGAUGGGUCACAACGAAGGGUCAUCGGCAUCCACUCGCGGAGAAAGUUCAAGAACUCCUACGAGUAUGAGUGUUCCUUCGUGCUGGGUGAAAAUGUGGGGCAGAAGAAUGAGAAAUGGACACCCAUGAUGUCUGCCGACAACGCUUGGAUCCCCCGAACUGAAAUUCUGGCUUCACAUCAGAAGCAAGUAGCCGAGGUCGAUCAGAGAGAAGCUCUUGCCAGCGGCCAAUUCCGACCCUUGGUCCGCAAGGAGAUCGAACAGCACUGCGCCAAUUUCGGUCUCGACGCUGAGCUUGUGUCCCACUCCCGCAUGCGUGGUUUGUCUGGUGGUCAGCGUGUCAAGGUAGUGCUUGCUGCCUGCUCGUGGCAACGACCUCAUUUGAUUGUUCUCGACGAGCCUACCAACUACCUCGACCGAGACUCCCUUGGCGCUCUGUCGAAAGCUCUGAAGAACUUCGAAGGUGGUGUGAUCAUCAUCUCCCAUAGCGCCGAGUUCACCGAGUCCAUCACACAGGAAGUCUGGGCUGUCCUAGAUGGCAAGAUGACUCCAUCUGGUCACAACUGGGUCCAGGGUCAAGGUACUGGUCCACGCCUGACUGACAAGGAUGAUGACGAGGAAAAAUUCGAUGCCAUGGGCAACAAGAUCGAGGGUGGAAAGAAAGCAAAGAAGCUGACUGCUUCCGAGCUACGAAAGAAGAAGAAGGACCGCAUGGCCCGCCGCAAGCGUGGCGAAGAGGUCUUCUCUGAUGAGGAGUAA
Messenger RNA from Endocarpon pusillum Z07020, 3198 nucleotides. Its product is annotated as Elongation factor 3. The record is from RefSeq and is a predicted model, not a curated record. Gene Ontology annotation, molecular function: translation elongation factor activity; ATP binding; ATP hydrolysis activity. Bases 1 to 3198 code for a protein of 1065 amino acids. The transcript has 2 exons. Lineage: Eukaryota; Fungi; Ascomycota; Eurotiomycetes; Verrucariales; Verrucariaceae.